AUGUCCCCAAUGGCUCUCGAGAAGGAAGACAAGCAGCGCGACGCCGCGUACAAGGAUGCCCUUCACGGCACUUCUGGCCAAGUGCGUGGCGGUACCUGGGCCAUGAUGAACAAGAAGUCCAAUGCUGCCAACGAGGCUGCCGUGGAUGAGUACUUCAAGCACUGGGACAACAAGGCCGCUGGCGACGAGACUGCCGAGGUUCGCGAGGCGCGCAGGAAAGAGUAUGCGACGCUCACCAGGCACUACUACAACCUUGCUACCGACUUCUACGAGAUGGGCUGGGCUCAAUCAUUCCAUUUCUGCCGCUUCGCCUACGGCGAGCCCUUCAAGCAGGCUCUUGCCCGUCACGAGCACUACCUCGCUCACGUCAUGGGCCUGAGGGACAACAUGAAUGUUCUUGAUGUUGGUUGCGGUGUUGGUGGCCCGGCCCGCGAGAUCUGCAAGUUCUCUGGUGCCAACAUCACUGGUCUCAACAACAACGACUACCAGAUUGAUCGUGCCACCUGGUACGCGCAGAAGGAGGGCCUUGCGGACAAGCUGAAGUUUGUCAAGGGUGACUUCAUGCAAAUGUCGUUCGCCGACAACACUUUCGACGCUGUCUACGCCAUUGAAGCCACCGUCCACGCUCCUUCGCUCGAGGGCAUCUACUCGGAGAUUUUCCGCGUCCUGAAGCCCGGCGGUGUCUUUGGCGUGUACGAGUGGCUCAUGACCGACAAGUACGACAACGACAACCCCCACCACCGCGAGAUCCGUCUGGGCAUCGAGCUUGGCGACGGUAUUUCCAACAUGGAGAAGAUUGAGGUCGCCCUCGAGGCCAUGAAGAAGGCCGGCUUCGAGCUGGAGCUCCAUGAGGAUCUCGCUGACCGCGACGACCCGCGGCCGUGGUACUGGCCGCUCACCGGUGACUUCAAGCAGAUGAGCUCCAUCUGGGAGUUUGUCACCAUUUUCAGAAUGCACAAGAUCGGCCGCACCAUGGCACACAAGUUCUGCGGUGGCCUGGAGUGGCUCGGUCUGGCGCCCAAGGGCACGCAGAAGACUGCGGACAGCCUGGCGGUCGCCGGCGACUCGCUUGUUGCUGGCGGUCAGGAGAAGCUUUUCACGCCCAUGUACUUGAUGGUCGGCCGCAAGCCCCAGGCAUAA
Messenger RNA from Lasiodiplodia theobromae, 1140 nucleotides. Its product is annotated as Sterol 24-c-methyltransferase. The record is from RefSeq and is a predicted model, not a curated record. The transcript has 3 exons. Gene Ontology annotation, molecular function: sterol 24-C-methyltransferase activity. Gene Ontology annotation, biological process: ergosterol biosynthetic process. NCBI's taxonomy places the organism in Eukaryota, Fungi, Ascomycota, Dothideomycetes, Botryosphaeriales, Botryosphaeriaceae. Bases 1 to 1140 code for a protein of 379 amino acids. Gene Ontology annotation, cellular component: endoplasmic reticulum.